AUGAGCGCGCCGCCGCCAGGAAAUCCACCGGCCAACGCACCCGGUCGUCCCAAUGGCGCCCCGAAGAGCCAGAAGGCAAACCCUCUCCGACCGAUGCGAAAGAAGCCAAACCCCCUGGUUUCUCGAAGACCGCCCCCCAGACCUGCGCUUCCGUCUGGUUCGGGAACAAAGAAUGGAGCGAAGCCAAACAUUGAGGAGGUUCGGAGGCAGAAUGGAGGAUGGUCGGAGCCACCACCAGCUCAGUAUAGCGACAUUCCCAUCAUGACAACAAAAAAGGCCCUUCUUGAUGGUAUCCGCUACCACAUGAUGAAAUUUACACAGUCCAAACCAGGUGACAGGCCAAUCGACCCGACAGAUCAAGAUGAUUUCGCACGUCCUGUGACAUUGCACCGACGAGAUGCUCGUCAACCACCUCCGGGAAGAGCUGCCAAGAUUGAAGCGCCAGAUGCGCCUCAGGCGGAUGAGCAAGAAGCUGAGAAAAUGGCACAAAUGAAAGCCGAGAAGGAAGCUCAGCGCGCAAUUGACCAGGCCAAGAUUGCGCCUGUCGCGAAGGACGCUAAUCCUAAGCGGCCAAAGAAGCAAAAGGAAGAAAAGACAACCUUCAACAGAGCCCCUAAAACUGAAGCGGCCAAAAAAGAAUCCGACAUCCGAUACGAGGAAGCCCUCCCGUGGCAUCUUGAAGACGCUGAGGGGAAGAACGUGUGGGUUGGGAACUAUGUCUCUGCUCUUUCCGAAUCAAACGUUGCAUUCAUGAUAGAUAAGUCAGUCUUCCGCAUGGUUCCUUUGGAGAAAUGGUACAGAUUCACAUCGAAGCCUCCAUUCCAACCCUACACCAUUGACGAGGCCGAGGCACUCAUGAGCAAAAAGGUGGACGUUGGACGUUGGGUCAUGAAAGAUGAGGAGAAGAAAGCUGGGCGGCAAGAUUUGGAGGCCACUCGACGAAUGUUCUACGGAGGUGGCCAGAUGGUCAAAACCGAAAGCGCUACAUUCAAGGCAGCCUCGAGAUCAGAGAAACUUGACCACGACGAGAUUGAUAUGUCUGGCGAUGAAUUCCAAGACGACGACGAGGCUCCCAUGUUCGAAAAGAACGAUGACGAAGAUACAAAGGAGACCAAAGACCGCGUUCGCCGCGAACAACUCGGCGCCAAUUUAUUCGGUGAAGGUGAUGAGGGAGAGGUUGACAAGGAAUUGGACGAGCAGCUUCGGGAGGAGAUCAUGAGACAGAAACUCGGUAAAGCUACCAAGAAGGCGCUUAUCAAGCGAGAUAGAGAGGAUAUCUACGAGAGCGAUAACUCCGAGGAGAACCCGUGGUCCAGCUCGUCUGAGGACAACUCCUCAGACGAGGAAGAAGACGAAGAGAAGAAGGAAGAAGAGAAAAAGGAUUCUGGAAAGGAAGACAAAGCCCAGAGCGGCUCUGGCUCGAAGGGCACUAAUACUCCAUCUGGCAAGAAACCUGAGGGUUCUAAGAAGAGCAAAUCACUCAAGAGAGCUGGCUCUCCAGCUCUCUCUGAGUCUAGCGGAAACGAGUCUUCCCGCAAGAAGCUCAAGAAGAAUGUCACAUCGGCUGCUGGUAGUAGGUCGGGUACUCCUCUGCCACAAGGCGCAGCCGCCCGUCGAGCUAUGGGCGCCGGAUCCGGUAGCGACGGAGAGGCUACCGCUGGCGAAAUGUCAGAUGGCGCUGUGUCAAAGAGAAAGAAGCUUAAGAUCGUUAGCCACAGCGCUCGAGGCACUCCUUCGGCGUCAAGAGCUGGCAGCCCCAACCCUACGCAGGGUGCUGCUUCUCCUGGCUCCCCUGGCGGCUCAGUUGUCAAACCGGCCGAAAUCCUGGACAAGAUUCCUGACGAGGGUAUCGCCAUCGGCGAACUUAUCAAGCUCUUUAAUCACCGACUUGGUACAGGUUCUGGGCAGAUGCCCAAGACAGAAUGGAUUCAACUGGUGAAGAAGAUUUGCGAGUAUGGACCUGAUAAGAGGCUUCGUCGAAGAUCCUAG
Fusarium sp. VM40 is the source of this 1989-nucleotide messenger RNA. NCBI's taxonomy places the organism in Eukaryota, Fungi, Ascomycota, Sordariomycetes, Hypocreales, Nectriaceae. The record is from the annotation of a GenBank genome assembly.